AUGACCAACGAUACCUCGUUUACGAAAGCAUUAGCAACCAGAGCGAUCACAUGGAGAACAAUAACACCUUAUGCUCCGUGGCAGGGGGCAUUUUAUGAACGCCUUAUAAAAUCAGUGAAACAUUCUCUUUAUAAAGUGUUGCAAAAGACCAUUCCAGCAACGUUGCAAUUAACAACUCUUUUGGUAGAGAUCGAGGGAUGCCUAAAUAACAGACCGCUCACGUACAUCGAGGAAAAACCUGAUGAUCUAGUAAUAUUGCGACCAAUUGAUUUCAUUCAACGAGAUAUAAUAUUAACCUAUCCACUCGAGUCCACAAGUCUCCAAAAAGACGAAGAUUAUAUUCCUCCAUACGAACUAGGUUUGUUGCGAACCAGACUUCACAAAUUAACGGAACAGUAUUGGACCAUUUGGAGCCAAGAAUACCUCAAAAGCCUCCGAGAAACACAUGUGCUUAGUUUUGAUAAAAAAAGAAGCACUACUAUCCCUCCAACGAUUGGCACAGUGGUACUAAUUUACGAACCGGUCCUACUUCGAAAUACCUGGAGAAUGAGCCGUAUCGUAAAACUCCAACCAUCAGAGAGUGGAGCCAUACGAGAAGCACACGUCAAGCUACCAAACGGACGAAUCAUCAGAAGACCUGUUAAUUUACUUAUACCCUUAGAACUGGGAAACACCCAACCAAAUGAAUCUCCGAGUGUCGACGACGGGACAAAUACGGCUCCAGGUCACGACAUCAACAACGAAGAUAUGUUAGACGAAAAAUCGAGGGAACGUUAUAACUUACGACCACGACCAUAUACUCGCACCGUUCACUCAGUUCAAUCAUCAGAGUCUAAUGACGAACAUUUAAUCAUGACAAUAACAAACAUGCAACGGGCACUGCUAUUUACGAGCUCCAACAAUUUCUAA
Angiostrongylus costaricensis is the source of this 909-nucleotide messenger RNA. NCBI's taxonomy places the organism in Eukaryota, Metazoa, Nematoda, Chromadorea, Rhabditida, Metastrongylidae. The record is from the annotation of a GenBank genome assembly.